Diplodia corticola is the source of this 2793-nucleotide messenger RNA. Its product is annotated as cell polarity protein. NCBI's taxonomy places the organism in Eukaryota, Fungi, Ascomycota, Dothideomycetes, Botryosphaeriales, Botryosphaeriaceae. The record is from RefSeq and is a predicted model, not a curated record. The transcript has 3 exons. Bases 1 to 2793 code for a protein of 930 amino acids. Gene Ontology annotation, cellular component: actomyosin contractile ring; cell cortex of growing cell tip. Gene Ontology annotation, molecular function: MAP kinase scaffold activity.
AUGGCUGCUCGCAGCGGGACGCUCUCUCCCAUCUCCGUCGACAGCGCCAACGAUUGGUCCCCUGUUUCCAAAUACAACGCUGUUGGCAGCGGCGACAGUGCCUACUCGCCCAGCGUGCCCCCGACGCCGCGGAACCAGCUCAUAACGCCGCCGACCUCUGUCACCAGCUCCACUGACGGCAUGAUUCCCAAUGGCCUCGGCCGCCCCCCGACGUCCAACGGUCAACCAUCGCCGCCUAGCUCCAUCGCCCGUUCGAGCACCGGCGAUGGCCUGUACGCCGGAAGCCAGCACGAUCGGGAAAGCAUGAGCAGUCGCAAGGCUCUGAUGAUCGAGGAAUCGCUGGCUGAACACUACCACGUAUUGAAGAUCUACCUUGGCCGUUACCUUCUCGACGAAAAGGGCAAUCUGCGCCCCAACCGCGCCAGGGACAAGCUGCUCCGCCUUUCGUCCGUUCAGUUCCAAGAGCUCAGCACCGACGUCUACGAUGAGUCGCUUCGUCGCGAGGACGAGCGCAAGCGAGGUGGUCCCAAUGCGCCGGGCAAUGACACUCCCAAAUCCCUCCCGCCCAAGGACAACUACCACCCAAAGCGCAAUCAGGCCCGCCAAAAACUCUCCACGCUGCCCAUCGACCGCUUCCGCCAGCUCGCAACCGACGUCUUCUAUGAAUUGGAACGUCGCUUUCCGCGAUUUCGGGCCGAGGCGGAGGCGCGCCCUACAAGCCCUACCGGCAGCAUAGCUAGCAACCGGAGUCGCGGCCCUGGGAGAGGCCCAAUACCAAGUACUGGCAGCAUGGGCAGAGGGCCGCCGCCUCCUGGAUACCGUGGACCUCCUCCCGGACCAGGUUAUCGAGGCCCUCCCGGCCCUCGGGGUCCUCCCGGCCCUCGGGGCCCUCCUGGUCCCGGCGGCGAGUUUGGGCGUCCCUUGCCCAAGACGUUCCAAUCAAACACCAUCGUGCCGAACAAAGGAACCAUGGUAGAGGAUGAUGAUGAUGAUAACAGCGGAGCAGAAGAGGACGACGACGACGACGCUUUCGGCCUUGAGGAUGCAGCAAGAAGAUCAAGCAAGCGGACCACGAACAAGAGCAUGGUCAGCGAAAAACUCAUUGCGGACCUUACGGCUCAGGUCGAGCAAUUGCAAGAGAAGGCAGACGGCCUCGAAGACCAAUUAAGAGAACGCGACGAGGAGGUUGAGAAGCUCAAGAGUGCUGAUAAUAAUGGGGGAAAUGUUUGUGUCCCUCAGAUUUCAGGAGAAGAACGCGAACUGACUUUGGCCCAGGCUGCAGACGGUGACAAAGCGGACCUGGAACGUAAGUUGGAAGAGGCUCAGAGCAUCAGUGAUUCGCUCAGGUCCGAAUUGGAGAAGACUCGCAACGACGCGUCAGAAACCGAACGCGAACUUCGCGCUCAGCUUGAAAGCGGUGGCAUUUCAGGCGGCUCUGGAGACAACGACUGGGAGCAACGAUACAAGCAACUUGAACGCGAACUCGAGGAACAACAGCAAGUUACCGAUGAAGUCCGGAGGGAAGCGUCACAGUUCUUGCAAGAGAUGCGGGCGCUUUCAGAGCGAAGUAAUGCAUCUUUGGAGAAAGAAGAAGGGCUUGUGGCCGAGAUUGCAAGGCUUGAAGCCGAGGUCAAAGAAUGGAAGACGCGAUAUGCCCGUUCGAAGACCCAGGUACGCCACCUGCGAGCGUCGUCGACGGGCCUUGCAAAUCUCACCGAGGACGCCUCAGUCUACGCCCGGGAUGGCACCCUUGUGCAGCCUGACGGUCUCAUCAAGGACGUCCAUCUCACAAAAUUCCAGCUCAGCAUCGAUCAAUUGCUGCAGGCUGCUCGCAAGUCGAACGCUGAGGCCGUUCUCGAUUGCAUGAAGGAAACUGUAUCCUGCGUCAGAAGCAUGACCGCAGACGUCGAUGCCGCCGGCUCACCUACGAGUGAUGACGGGGAGGAUUCCGCCAAGAGACAGCACAAACUCAAGUCUCGCGUCUCUGCUACCGCGAAUAACCUCAUCACCGCCUCCAAGAACCACGCUGCAGCUCUGGGGCUUUCUCCUGUCUCUCUGCUCGAUGCUGCUGCGUCUCACCUGACAACUUCCAUUGUCGAGCUCGCAAAAGUUGUCAGGAUCAGGCCCACUCAGCCUGGCGAAGAAGACUAUGAGAACCUCGAAGUCAGGUCCAGCCGUCUCAGCGCCAACUACUAUGGCAACGGCUCCAGACACACCAGAAACGGCAGCAAUCUCAGCAUCGAUUCUGCAAGGUACAGCCGCAGUGGCACGAGCUCCCCACGCCCUUGGUCGGUACGUCGGUCUGAAGGUCCCAAUGGGAUUUUGAAAGGCUCCAAUAUCAACACUGUGCGCGAAAGCAGCGGUCUUGAAGAGAUAAAGAACUACUUGGAAGACCAAACAACCGACCUCGUGAACAGCAUUCAACCUCUUGUCCAGGAAAUUCGAAGCACCCCGGCCGGAGCCGCUUUCCCGCCCCAAGCUGAGCAAAACAUUGAGCAUUACAUCAACGACAUCAACCGCACCGUCUACGACAUUGGCUUCAAGACACGCGAGGCCGUGAGCAACACACGCAACAGCGCACUGGCCAAGCACGCCACGCCUGUCACUGAACUGCUCGAGGAAUGCCGUGAAGGUCUGCUUUCUGCGCUCCAGGAGGACGAGGCUGGCAAGAGAGAGAAAAUUCCCCCUCUGGCGUUCAAGAUCGCAAGAGCAACCAAGGAACUCGUCCUGCGGGUUGAGAGGAUUGACAACCGCGAACUGACGGCUGACAUGACCGUUUCGAACGAAUUCUAA